AACUCAUGUUGGUAAAUUCAAGAAAGGGCUUGUAUUCUGGACGUGAUUUCAGCCUGAAUGAGAGGGGAUCAGUUAUGUGAUUAAGAUUGUACACAGUAAAAGUACCUGCAGUACCAAUCGUGAUAGGUAUUAGUAGUUGGUAUUAAAUUCUUGACAACCUUUAGCUGGACUUUUUUGAGCCUGAGGCUCUAUCCUAAACAACCUCUCCACCCCACCAAGGUAGAGACAAGUUCUACGUACACCCCACCUGUUGAAAUAUACUAGGUAUGUUGUCGUUGUUGUCUUUAGUUGAACGUAAUUUAUAAUUUUGAGCUAAACUCGAUAAACGAACAAAUAGGCGGUCUUUUUGGUAGCUUCAAGAAAAAAUACUUCUUGUGUUCUUUCUUAUAGAAUUGAUAAUAGGAUGUGACUACGAGUAUAUACCUUAAAAAGCUUAUAUUAGUGGGGAUUAAGCUAGAGUUUAACCUGCCUUGUUCAGUAGAAGAUGCCCAAAAAAAUCACCAAGAAUAGGGAGCAAAAGUCAGGAGACUAAGCUCGAAUACUAGGCCUCUGGUUAGGACCCAAUAUGAGAUGCCAAGAACUUUUUAAACAACUUCAUAUUUUAGCAAUUGCACAUUCAGGAUCACCAUGGUUUCGGUUUUUGUCAGAAAUCUGGAGGAGAAAGGGGCUGGACCUGGGGCGAGAAGCUCACACGCCAUCACCAUCGUAGGACAAAAGGUAUAUGGCUUUGGGGGUGAAUUCACACCUCGUGUCCCUGUUGACAACAAAGUAUACGUGUUUGAUCUCAAUGACCAAGAAUGGUCCGUGGCUGAUGCUGUUGGGGAUGUCCCUCCACGUCGUGUAGGUGUCACUAUGGCCACUGUAGGGGAUACUAUCUAUGUCUUUGGUGGCCGGGAUGCUGAACAUAAGGAGCUUAACGAGCUUUAUUCUUUUGACACAACUACCAACAAAUGGACCUUAUUGUCUAGCGGAGAUGAUGGACCUCCUCACCGGAGCUACCACUCGAUGACUGCUGAUGAUCGGAGGAUUUACAUCUUUGGUGGUUGUGGAAAUGCUGGAAGACUAAGUGAUCUUUGGGGUUAUGAUGUUGUCAAUAAGAAAUGGAUCAAAUUUCCUGUACCAGGGGAAAAUUGUAAACCAAGAGGUGGACCUGGUUUAACUGUGAUCCUAGGCAAAAUCUGGGUUGUCUAUGGAUUCUCGGGGGAUGAGCUUGAUGAUGUGCAUUACUUUGACACAAUUGAAGAAAAAUGGGUGCAAGUGGAGACAAAUGGUGAGAAACCUACUCCUAGGAGUGUAUUUUCAACAGUUGGCAUUGGAAAAUACAUUUUAAUCUAUGGUGGUGAGAUAGACCCCAGUGACUUAGGUCACAUGGGUGCUGGGAAGUUUUCAGGCGACGUCUACGCACUUGACACAGAGACACUAUUUUGGAAGCAGUGGACAGAUAGUGGUGACCAUCCGGGGCCAAGAGGGUGGUGCGCCUUUGCUACUGGACGACGAGAUGGCCAAGAGGGGCUGCUGGUUUAUGGUGGCAAUUCACCUAGCAAUGACAGGCUUGGUGGCAUUUUCUUUUUCACUCCUCUGGUGGAGGCUUGAGUGAAAAUCAAUGUUGUAAGAACAAAUAAUCUUCAAGAUGACAUUUAAGCUUUUAGCCUUGUGUUGAAUGAAGGGGGAAAACUUUAUGUUCAGUGACUGUUAAUUGAUGCUUUUGUAAAGGUUUGUUCAGUUUGUUAAACCAAGGCAUGUUGUGGAAA
Molecule: messenger RNA, 1751 nt
Organism: Lycium barbarum (goji berry)
Lineage: Eukaryota; Viridiplantae; Streptophyta; Magnoliopsida; Solanales; Solanaceae
Product: thiohydroximate-O-sulfate sulfur/sulfate-lyase (nitrile-forming) NSP5-like
Exons: 2
Coding region: 628-1593 (321 amino acids)
Biological process (GO): nitrile biosynthetic process
Cellular component (GO): nucleus; cytosol
Molecular function (GO): enzyme regulator activity; protein binding
Source: RefSeq, a predicted model, not a curated record